AGCAUCUGCAGUAUAUUACUCUAUAAUACUUGAUCUCCAUUGGCUGUAAUUCAGAGGAAUUUUCACUGAAUCAGGAUGCAGAAUAUUGCAGCUCUUAUUCUCUUAAUUGCUCAAGUUGCCCUCAGACAAGACCGAGUGGCUGUUAAAGGACAGACAUAUCCAUUGGAUAUGGCACCAAAUUCUGUUGAUGACCAAUAUUGUGGUUGUAGAAAGAACAUGUCAAAUCUGGUGUCGACAGUAUUUCUAGAGAAUGAAACCUCUGGGAAUUCUACAUUUGCAACAGCUUGGACAAAAGGUGUAAUAAAGGCCAAAGCACCUGAAGAUAACUUGACCAUGAACCAUUCAGUUGCUAUUUAUGUGUACACUGGUAACAAUGUAUAUAAGGAUUUCAAUGACGCUACUCGUAGUGAUAAACAGAAAUACAUAAACAAGACAUAUGCAUGGUAUUCACUUCAGUUUUUGUUAACAGAAGCAAUACAGAUUCUGAGGGAAACACAAAAGAAAUGCCAAAAAACAUAUCGUCGUACUAAAGUUGAAUUUGACAAGGAUGUUCUGAACAAAGAGGUUCGUUUUGGCUCAUUUGCAUCCUCUUCUCUCAAUCGAAAAACGAGUUUUGGAAAUGUAUCUUGUUUUGAAAUUGAAACUUGUGAAGGUGCUUAUGUGGCAAAAUAUUCUGUGUAUCCUGGUGAGGAAGAGGUGCUGAUUCCUCCAUAUGAGAAGUUUAAUGUCACUGCUAUCAAGAAAAGAUGUGAGGAAGGUGCCUGGUGUGACACUGUGUAUAAGCUGAAAAGUUCUGGAACAGAAAGUAACCUGAACUGUAUUGUGGCAUCACUGGCACCAUGAGUUUGAGAAAGAGGUGACCUAAACUGUCCAGCUGCAUCAGUCGAGUCCCAGAUGUCUAUCUUUCUUGUUCACAAGCUUUUGCAUCUCUAUUCAUUGAUUUUUGCUUUUCUUAAAUGUGAUUCAAUUAUAACAUGUCAUCAACUUGAUUCUGAACUUGU
Myxocyprinus asiaticus (Chinese sucker) is the source of this 1001-nucleotide messenger RNA. RefSeq names its product NAD(P)(+)--arginine ADP-ribosyltransferase 2-like. The coding region runs from base 76 to 843 and encodes 255 amino acids. The record is from RefSeq and is a predicted model, not a curated record. Gene Ontology annotation, molecular function: NAD+ poly-ADP-ribosyltransferase activity; NAD+-protein-arginine ADP-ribosyltransferase activity. The transcript has 2 exons. Lineage: Eukaryota; Metazoa; Chordata; Actinopteri; Cypriniformes; Catostomidae.